AUGGCUCGACAAAGAUCGGUAGCACCUUUCCUAACUGUGUUGCAAUCAAGGAUAAGACAACCUCAGUUUUUCUGGUUUCUUGGGCAUUUUAUGGUUCUUUACCAUGGUCUAAAGAUUCAUCUGCGGUUGUUUGGUGUUAAAAACACCCAGUACCACUACAGGUGCUGCCUGGCGUAUCUAACCGUCACAUAUGGUAUAGUGUUAUACCAGUUUGUAAAAAGUGGACAACUCGAUUUUCAGUUUGCAACCAUACGAAGAAGGCUACUAGAACUUGAUACAUUACAAUAUUUUGUGCUUCUCACAUCGUUGUACAUUUUGUCAUAUGGGGGUUUUAUAGACUUGAACAUCCUCAACUCUUUGCAUAUUUAUUCAUUUUUCCACUGCCUUAACUAUUUCAAGGAGAACUUACUGCCAUUUAUCUCGUUGAUACCGGUACAGACUAGAACAACUCUGAAUCAAAGUAUUACAUUCUUCAUUGAAAGCAGCAAUAGACUAUGUCUUCGUAUUGCCCAUGAUUUCGAGAUGUCAUGUGUGUUCAUGCUAAGUGUACGUGCUAUAUUCUAUGCGUUAUCUGCACCUCUAUACCCAACAAAGUGUCGGUUAAUCGGUGCCUUAAUCUAUAUUUGGUUUUUCAAAUUGAGAUAUAUCCAAAAUGAACAACUGAGGAAAGAUGUGGAUGACAAGAUCGCAAUGGUGGAAAAGGCUCCAUUUAUGAUCCAGAAUCCCCAAUUGCAACAUUUGUGGUUUUCAGUGAAGAAUACAUAUUUGUAUGUUCUAAAGGCAAUGCCUGUUUAA
This is a messenger RNA of Nakaseomyces glabratus, 795 nucleotides long. It is a transcript of the gene PER33, whose product is annotated as Per33p. Gene Ontology annotation, cellular component: endoplasmic reticulum; membrane. The record is from RefSeq and is a predicted model, not a curated record. Gene Ontology annotation, biological process: endoplasmic reticulum tubular network organization; membrane organization. NCBI's taxonomy places the organism in Eukaryota, Fungi, Ascomycota, Saccharomycetes, Saccharomycetales, Saccharomycetaceae.